AGCGGAAAACCUAGCUCUGUUGACUCGGUCGCGCACGGAGGCACUCCACUCACGGCCGCCGCGCCACUCCGGCUCACGAACUCGCCGCCGGCCCCGCCCUCACGCGCGCCGACGCCGCCCGCCCAUUCGGGAAUCUCUCCUUCCGCUCCGGUGGCCGUAUUCCUCUCCGUUACAGACGAGGUGUUUGAAUGGCUUCAAGUGCACCAAAUAUUGUGUUUCGGCGUCUCUUCAAGACACUAACUGUAAGCUCCGCAUUGACAUCCGGUGUGACCAGCCAGCAUCACCAGCUUCAACAGCGUGCAACAGUGAGUGGCACAGCCAAGGGCAAGGCUAAGCUCAAAUCAGGCCAGCCUUUGAAGCGUUCCUCCAUAGCAAAGAAAGGUACACCUUCCACUGGCGGGGGUGGUGGCAGUGGCCGUGGUCGUCGUGAGGCCAUUGAGCGCAUCACUCAGAUUUCAGAGUCUUGUCUCAAUGCCCCUACUCCCCUGCGGCACUUGUCCCCCAAGGAGCGUCUUCGUGAGGCCAAACGUGAGGAGCUUGGACUCAUCUCGAAGGAGAGGCAACGUGAGCUUGAUAUGGCCAAGGCUAAAGCUAAAGUCAAGUCCAAAGGUACUGGUGGAGAUGAUGGGGGUCGUGUGCUGAUGGGUCCACCGGGCCUAGACUAUAUCAGUCUUGGGCUAGUUGAUGAGGAGGCAAUCCCCAAAUAUGAGCUCACAGUUGAGGAUGGUCGGCAACUUGCCAAAGAGUACAGUCGUGUGCUAAUGAGGCGGCACCGUGCACGGCAAACAGCAGAGUCAAUGCUUCUGAGGCUCAAAAAGGAGGCAAUUGCUGCACUCCCUGAGAAGCUGCAAGCUGCUGCUAUGGUACCUGACAUGACACCUUUCCCUGCAAAUCGGUACAUGGCAACACUCACACCACCAAUUGAAGGAUAUAUUGAGAAGGUGCGGGAUGCUGCCAAGAAGUACUCUGUGAAGGAGAAACUUCGCUGAGAAAUUCAAGGGACGAAAGUGUCUCCACAUGAGGUGAAAGAAUAUGCAAGGUAAUAUAGAAGAGCAGCCUUCACAGACUGUAUCUUUGCAUAAGCUACAAUUGUCAAACUUGGUGUUCUAGUCGGGAACCCCGAAUUGAAGAGCAGCCUUGUAUCAGACUCUCUGAUCUGUUUCUUUUGUCAGAUUUUUUAUGCGACGCGAAUGCUUGCGCGUAGUUGUAGCUAGACUGUUAAUUCCCCUUGUGGAUCUAGGAUGCUUGUUGUUGACAGACACUUCUGUAAUAAAGGCAUCAAGAAGUGAGAUGGAAGAAUCUGACUCCUCACAAAUGGUUCCUGGGAUUGUAUGUUCUAGUUUCCACCUAGACCUUGCUUACAAUUUU
Phragmites australis (common reed) is the source of this 1368-nucleotide messenger RNA. RefSeq lists its product as uncharacterized. The record is from RefSeq and is a predicted model, not a curated record. Gene Ontology annotation, cellular component: mitochondrial ribosome; mitochondrial large ribosomal subunit. Bases 189 to 989 code for a protein of 266 amino acids. The transcript has 3 exons. Lineage: Eukaryota; Viridiplantae; Streptophyta; Magnoliopsida; Poales; Poaceae.